CUUGACCCUAUAUGUAAGCCUUGUCUCUCUGGCAAGAUGCAUGCUCAUCUCUUUUCUUUUACUGACUUUGUGACCUUGAAACCACUUGAACUCAUCCAUUUUGAUCUCUAUAGUCCUCUUCCUGUCAUUACUUACUUUAGAAUGCACUACUGGAUCAUCUUUAUUGAUGAGUUUACUAAUCUC
Heterobasidion irregulare TC 32-1 is the source of this 183-nucleotide messenger RNA. RefSeq lists its product as uncharacterized. The transcript has a single exon. NCBI's taxonomy places the organism in Eukaryota, Fungi, Basidiomycota, Agaricomycetes, Russulales, Bondarzewiaceae. The annotation marks the transcript as partial. The record is from RefSeq and is a predicted model, not a curated record.